Molecule: messenger RNA, 1059 nt
Organism: Vicia villosa (hairy vetch)
Lineage: Eukaryota; Viridiplantae; Streptophyta; Magnoliopsida; Fabales; Fabaceae
Exons: 4
Coding region: 1-1059 (352 amino acids)
Source: RefSeq, a predicted model, not a curated record
AUGAGUAUGGUUGGAGAAUUGACUUACUUCCUUGGUCUUCAAAUCAAGCAAAUGGAAGACUCCACCUUUUUGUCUCAAAGUAAAUAUGCCAAGAACAUAGUGAAAAAGUUUGGAAUGGAUAAUGCGAGUCACAAAAGAACUCCUGCACCAACACAUCUAAAGCUAUCCAAAGAUGAAGGGGGCAUAAGUGUUGACCAGAGUUUGUACAGGAGCGUGAUUGGAAGCUUGCUAUAUCUAAAAGCCAGCAGACCAGAUAUUGCAUUUGCAGUUGGAACAUGUGCCAGAUAUCAAGCAGAGCCAAAGGUAAGUCACUUAAACCAAGUCAAGAGAAUCUUCAAAUAUGUAAAUGGAACUUCUGACUAUGGCAUAUUGUACACUCACGGGUGUGACCCUAUUCUGACUGGAUAUUGUUAUGCUGACUGGGCCGGAAGUGCUAAUGACAGAAAAAGCACAUCUGGUGGAUAUUUCUUCUUAGGAAACAAUCUCAUAUCAUGGCUUAGCAAGAAGCAGAACUGUGUCUCAUUAUCAACUACUGAAGCAGAAUACAUAGCAGCUGGUAGUAGUUGUUCUCAACUGAAUGUCAUGACUUUGUACUGUGACAAUCUCAGUGCUAUCAACAUCUCCAAAAAUCCAAUUCAGCAUAGCAGAACCAAACAUAUAGAUAUCCGACAUCACUUUAUCAGAGAACUCGUAAAAGACAAGGUGAUCUGCUUAGAACAUGUAUCCACUGAACUUCAGCUAGCUGGCAUUUUCACAAAAGCCAUUGAUGCUACACAGUUUGAAAACUUGCGGAGCAAAACUUCUCCUUCCUCACUUGAGAAUGACGGCGGCCUCUCCUUCUCACGAAAUGGAGACGGAAGGCAGCGUAGUACGGUGGAGUCUUCUCCGAUCAAAUUCCUCUCGUCUCACCUCUCGUCUUCCACUUUCUCAGUUUCCCCAUCUCAGCUUCUCUCUCUCCAACUCAUUGUUCUUGUGAGCUUACAAACAGCACCGGAGAAAGAAUUAACGCAGAGGUGUUUCUUCCGAUUGAAGAUUGAUCCGGUGAAGGAGAUUGCUUGA